This is a messenger RNA of Lacerta agilis (Sand lizard), 1125 nucleotides long. RefSeq names its product mono-ADP ribosylhydrolase 1 (gene MACROD1). Lineage: Eukaryota; Metazoa; Chordata; Lepidosauria; Squamata; Lacertidae. Gene Ontology annotation, molecular function: ADP-ribosylglutamate-[protein] hydrolase activity. The record is from RefSeq and is a predicted model, not a curated record. The transcript has 10 exons. Gene Ontology annotation, cellular component: nucleoplasm. Gene Ontology annotation, biological process: peptidyl-glutamate ADP-deribosylation; DNA damage response; purine nucleoside metabolic process. The coding region runs from base 214 to 975 and encodes 253 amino acids.
AGCCAUGCCAGGCUUCUUCAUGUUCCUGGGAACAAGAGCUUUCUUGGAGCCCUUGGGAGGUUGUGGAGGGUCUGGGGCAGCUGCCCUAUAGUGCUGCACAGUAGUAGAAGGAAGGGUGCGUGGAGUGGAGGCAGGGCCCCUGUGUGCAGGGUGCCAGAGCACUGGGUCUUUGAAAGGGGCAUCCGGAGCUGGUUGGCUGCUCCCCCAUUGGCCAUGGCAGCCAAAGUGGAUUUGACCACCUCCACUGACUGGAAGGAGGCUAAAUCAUUUCUGAAAGGCUUGAAUAACAAGCAGAGGCGAGAGCAUUAUUUCACCAGGGAUUUCAUCAAACUGAAGCAAAUACCAAGCUGGAAAGAAAUGGCCAAAAGCGCCCGGGUUAAGCAGCCUGAAGAGUCUUUGUUCCCCAAGGAUAACCAUCUGAAUGAGAAGAUAUCUCUCUUCCGUGGUGACAUCACCAAGCUGGAGGUGGAUGCAAUUGUCAACGCUGCUAACAGUUCCCUGCUGGGAGGAGGCGGUGUGGAUGGCUGCAUCCAUCGUGCUGCGGGGCCUUUGCUCAAAGAGGAAUGCCGGACCCUGAGUGGCUGCGAGACUGGAAAAGCCAAGAUUAGCUGUGGGUAUCGCCUCCCAGCCAAAUUCGUCAUUCACACGGUAGGACCCAUCGCCCAGGGGCAACCCAGUGCUGCGCAAGCGACCGAACUCAGUGACUGCUACAAGAACAGCCUGAAAUUAACCAUAGAGAACAAGCUGCGGACUGUGGCCUUCCCCUGCAUUUCCACAGGCGUAUUUGGCUAUCCGAAUGAUGCCGCUGCUGAGGUGGUGCUCAACACGCUGCGCAAGUGGCUAGAAGAGAAUAAGGAGAAGGUUGACAGGCUCAUCAUCUGUGUCUUUCUUGAGAAGGACGAUGAGAUCUACAAGGAGAAGCUGCCCCGCUUCUUCCCCGUGGAUGCCUCGGGGGUCCUGCCCUCCCGCCUCUGAGCUCGCUUUGCAUUGACUAUCCUACCCCUGCGAAGCACCCCGCUGCAGAAUACACCGUGGCUCGGAGGAGGUGCAGCGGUGGUGGGAGAGAAUGCCCAGACAAGCACAACAUCCAGGAACUGCUGUUGGAAUAAAAUUAUGCGAAACACA